AGCGGUGAAGAAAAACUUCGAUAUUAUCUUAUCAGAUCGAAUCAGUGCGAUUUGUCUCUUCCCUCAGAAAUGCCAAUUCCCCAAACUUUUUUAUAACAACAUCAUCUUCGUCUCAACUCUCCGCUUCUGCUUCCAUUACGGUGCUGUAAGAUGUCGGCCUUGAAGAAGAGAAAGGUUAGCAAUGGCGACAGCGCUACUUUCUCAACAGAGACGCCUCAGCCAAAACCUGCCAACGACGUUAUGGACAAGAUCGACGGCGUUGAGCCUGUUGAACCCUCGCCGCGAUUGAGCAAAACGCCAGAGCCUUCGUCAGCGCCACAGAAAUCUUUCAAGGAUCUAGGAAUCAUCGAUUCAUUAUGUGAAGCAUGCGAGGCUAUUGGAUACAAGGCACCGACACCCAUCCAAAGCGAAGCAAUUCCUUUGGCCCUCACAGGCCGAGACUUGAUUGGAUUGGCAGAAACCGGUAGUGGAAAGACUGCCGCAUUUUCUCUGCCCAUUCUACAAGCUCUCAUGGAUAAACCGCAAGCGUUCUUCGGUCUCGUGCUGGCACCCACCCGAGAGCUUGCUUUCCAGAUCUCCGAAGCGAUCGAAGCACUGGGAUCACUCAUUGCUGUUCGUUGCGCCGUCAUUGUCGGAGGUGUGGACAAAGUCCAACAGGCUAUCGCGCUUGGAAAGAAGCCUCACAUCAUCGUUGCCACUCCUGGACGUCUCCUUGACCACUUGGAGGAGACCAAAGGAUUUUCGCUCCGAACACUCAAAUAUCUGGUCAUGGACGAGGCAGACCGUUUACUGGACCUCGACUUUGGCGCCAUUCUAGACAAGAUUCUGAAAGUGCUACCCAAGGAGAGAAGAACGUACCUCUUCUCGGCUACAAUGACCUCCAAAGUCGAAUCUCUACAGCGAGCAUCACUCUCCAACCCUCUACGUAUCCAGGUAUCUGACAGCAAAUACUCGACUGUCUCUACGCUUUUGCAAUCAUACAUGUUCCUCCCUCACAAGUACAAGGAUAUUUACCUUGUGUACCUCCUGAACGAAUUUGCUGGACAAACCUGCAUUGUCUUUACACGUACCGUCAACGAGACGCAGCGUACCGCCAUCCUCCUUCGGAGCCUUGGCUUUGGUGCCAUCCCGCUGCAUGGUCAGCUCUCACAAUCUGCUCGUCUUGGUGCGUUGGGCAAAUUUAAGGCAGGCAGCAGAGACAUCUUAGUCGCCACCGAUGUUGCCGCCCGUGGUCUCGAUAUCCCGUCCGUGGAUAUCGUGCUCAACUACGACCUUCCGCCCGAUAGCAAGACCUAUAUCCACCGUGUUGGACGAACAGCUCGUGCCGGUAAAAGUGGUCACGCGUUUAGCAUGGUGACCCAGUAUGAUGUUGAGAUCUGGCUUCGGAUUGAAACUGCACUUGGUAAGAAAUUGCCCGAGUACAAGGUCGUCAAGGAAGAAGCGCUUGUCUUGAGCGAACGUGUUGGCGAAGCUCAGAGACGAGCAAUCCGCGAGAUGAAAGACCUGCAUGAGAAGCGGGGCACAAAGGGCGCCACGCUUCGGGGCCGAAAACCCUUCCAGGGCGGCAAGAGAGGACGCGAUGAUAUGGAUGCCGAGGAAGGAUAAAAGUUUUCUUGAUUUGAGAAGAGUGAUCUAGUUCUUUCAAGUUGUAUUGUACAUACCCUUUUUACGGCGCAUGACCUGGGUUGGUUCGAGGACUUUCUAGAUUAUAGAAAUUACGCACAUAUAAGAGAAACCCUAGUUUGGUUUUCUUUGAUUUGCUUCAGUUUGCUGAAGUAGACUCGGUGACACCGUACAUUGGCUGUGUGCAUUUCAUGAACUCAGCUUAUUGCUUGACAGAGUGUUUCGUGCCCUGAAGAUGCAUUGCGGAGAUAAUAUUUUGCUAUAUAUACAUCGGUAUUCCCAGUAAUAGUCGUUCGCCAAAAUCUAU
Molecule: messenger RNA, 1930 nt
Organism: Xylona heveae TC161
Lineage: Eukaryota; Fungi; Ascomycota; Xylonomycetes; Xylonales; Xylonaceae
Product: ATP-dependent rRNA helicase RRP3
Exons: 2
Coding region: 151-1605 (484 amino acids)
Molecular function (GO): RNA helicase activity; ATP binding; nucleic acid binding
Source: RefSeq, a predicted model, not a curated record